AUGACAUUCCACAUCUAUUGGUUCGCCAAUUACCGUUCGUACAAGGUAAUUUUUACCUCAUUCGAAUACGAAGCCAAUCCACAAUUUCUCAAGGCCACCAUUCAAAUACAAAACGUCAGCGGCGAAACAACACUCCAUGUGGUGUUGAAUGUCCUGGAAGAUAUCGAGAAUAUUGGCCUUAGUUAUGGUCUGGCAAUUGAGGGCGAUCAACCGAACAACUUUACCAUGGUCGUAAAGCGAAAGCUAGACUUUUGUAAAUUUCUUCAAGAACGGCCAGUGGGAAUGGGAUUUCGUCGUCACUAUGAGGAUAUUUUAAAAUCGGAUUCGUUUAUUAAAAGCUGUCCUCUAAAGAAAAAUGCGGUUUUCACGGUACGCAAUUACCAAUUGGACGAGGAGUUGUUGCCACAAUAUGUGCCCGAAACUAAUUUCUAUCUGGAUAUGCAAUUCGAUCGAAUGAAUCCGAAGGGCGAGGCGGUGAUGCUAAUCAAAGGACGUCUCAAUGGGACCAUUGAUAAGUCAAAGGGUUUUAAUAAUUUGAAAAUGUUCAGCAUGGGUUGA
Molecule: messenger RNA, 558 nt
Organism: Musca domestica (house fly)
Lineage: Eukaryota; Metazoa; Arthropoda; Insecta; Diptera; Muscidae
Exons: 3
Coding region: 1-558 (185 amino acids)
Source: RefSeq, a predicted model, not a curated record